UAUGAGAAAAGGACGUUUCAUGUUGAGCAUAAGUCGUCAGGGAACAGCGGGCAAUCUAUCAAUCCUUCUUUAAGAUCUCCUGUCUCUUUACAAGUCUUUUUGGAAAUAAUUAGGAGACACUACUCUGCAGUUCCAUCAUCUGCAAAAAUGUCUAAUUCUCCAAAUAUUCUUGGAGGACGGAUGAGAUUGAACGACGGUAAUGAAAUGCCGAUGAUUGGUUUGGGUAUUUCGCGUAUAAAUGGCCAGCAGAGCAUCAGUAAUUCUGUCCGAACAGCACUGGAAGCCGGAUAUAGACUCUUCGAUACCGCACAGCUAUAUGGAAACAUUGAGGAGUAUUUGCCGAAGUAUGGGCUGCAACGAGAGGAUGUUUUCAUAACAACAAAAGUACAAACAAAGGAUGGAGAUGCUACGAUGUGGGCUGAAGAAAGUGUUUUGGGGUCGCUGAAAAAACUCAGGACUAAGUAUAUCGAUCUUGCCCUACUUCACUUUCCCAGAGAUCGGUUUACGGGCUCUGAUGAUGCAUAUGAAGUUAAUAAGAAAGGCAGAAAAGAAGUAUGGCGUAAACUAGAGCAGCUCAAAGAGCGUGGACUGAUAAAAUCAAUAGGAGUGUCUAAUUAUGAAGUGUAUCAUCUGGUCGAAUUAUUAGAUUAUGCGAAGCACCUGCCUGCUGUGAAUCAGAUUGAGUAUCAUCCAUAUUUCACUCGUCAGACUCUUGUCAACUUCUGCAGGCAGAAUCGGAUAUUUGUGCAAGCGUUUUCAUCUUUGUUGUGGGGAAAUCAAGAGAUCCUUAAGGAACCCAUCGUUAAACAGUUGGUUGAGAAGUACGCUGUUACACCACAGACAAUUCUAUACGCAUUUGCUUUGUGUUCUGGAAUGGGGAUCAUUCCUAAGUCUGAAACUCCUGAACGAAUUCGCGACAAUUUAAAUAAAGUAAAGCUCUAA
This is a messenger RNA of Cooperia oncophora, 942 nucleotides long. NCBI's taxonomy places the organism in Eukaryota, Metazoa, Nematoda, Chromadorea, Rhabditida, Trichostrongylidae. The record is from the annotation of a GenBank genome assembly.